AAAUGAGAGAUCAGUUCCUCCCAAGAUUUCACAGACGACUAACGUUUAUUAAUGUAUAAAACAAACAAAAAAAAAAUGACAAGUGAAAAAAUUUCAUUCUUUAUAAUCAUCAAUUAUCUCUGGAUCUAUGGAUUAUGUGUUUAUAAUAAACCGAUAGUUAAAAUUCAUCAAGGCGAAAUUGAAGGGAAAAUUCAACAAUCGAGAAAUGGAAGAUACUUCUCUUCAUUUCUUGGAAUUCCAUAUGCUUUACCUCCAAUUAAUAAUCUCAGAUUUAAAAGUCCACAACCUGCAGAAUCAUGGACAGGAAAGCUUGAAGCACAUAAAGAUGCAAAUAUGUGUCCACAAAUGAAUGGCUCACGUGUUAUCGGCGACGAAGAUUGCCUCUACAUAAAUGUUUAUGCACCGUUUACAGAUUUUAAUAAUUUCACAAAAAAUGAGACUCAAAAAAAUUUAACAGCAGUUAUGGUGUGGAUUCAUGGAGGUGCAUUUGUCGAGGGAAGUAGUCAAUCUACUCUUUACAGUCCAGGAUUUCUUCUUGAUAAAAAUAUUGUUCUCGUUACAUUUAAUUAUCGUUUGGGAAUAUUGGGUUUUUUAAGUACAGGAGAUUCAGUUGCGCCCGGUAAUUAUGGCCUUAAAGAUCAAGUUCUCGCUUUAAAGUGGAUUCAAAAUAAUAUUCAAUUCUUCGGAGGAAAUCGUAGUCGUGUUACAAUAUUUGGCGAAAGUGCUGGUGGAUCGAGUGCAAGUUUACAUGCAUUUUCUAAUAAUUCAAAGGGAUUAUUUCAUCAAUACAUAACACAAAGUGGAAAUGCAUUUGUUCCGUGGACUUUUCAGAAUAAAACAUAUUUUGCGUCAUUUGUCAAAAAAUUGGGUCUUUUCUUUGGCUGCAUUACAUUUAAUUCGGAGGAUUUAAUAAAAUGUUUACAGACAAAAUCAAUUGAUAAAUUGCUAUCCACAAGUGUUACUUUCAGUACAAUUGCACGAUUUGCCAAAUUAACAUGGACCCCAACUAAUGAACCCGAAUCGGAAGAUGCAUUUUUAACUGACACACCGGAGAAUUUAAUUGCACAAAAUAAACUUCGCGAGUAUCCAUUCAUUUCCGGUAAUGUUAUUAAUGAAGGACUCAUGAUAACAGAACUUCUAUAUGCAAGUAAUUUGGCUUAUACGACAAUUAGACUCGGUUUAGAUGAGUUUAUCAAUUAUUUUUCAAACUACUACUUGCAUCCCAAAGAUAAAAAUCAAUUUAGAAUCGAAGUCAAGAAGAAGUAUUUCAGUAAAGGCAUUUUUAGCUCGAAAGAAGAGUUUGUUGUAGGACUAACAAGAUUUGCAACAGACGCAUUUUUUAAUUAUCCUCUACUAAAAUAUAUUCAAACUUUAUCGGAAAAAUUUCAAAGUCCCGCCUAUUUCUACAGUUUUGGCUAUCAAGGCCGCGAGAGUAUUAUAAAGUCAUUGAAAAAAAAUUAUGGCGAUCCUAAAGUUGGUCACACAGAUGAUUUGGAUUAUUUAUUUCCAAAAAAAUCAGUUAUUAUCAAGGGACAAGAUCAAAUUAUAUCCGAAUUAAUUGUCGAUUUAUGGACAUCAUUCGCAAUUACUGGAAAACCUACAUCUGAUCUCUUGGAAAACCCAAAUCUAUGGACGCCUUAUCGAGAGAGCAAAAAUUAUUUAAACAUUUCCGGCAGUAUUUUGGAUAUUGACAUGAAAGUAUCAGUUGAUGAUUCUUAUUUUUUUGAUCGUAUGGAUUUUUUUUCAAGAAUUUUGAGUAAUUACUAUUUCAAAUAAUUUAUAAUUGUUAAAUAAUUGUUAAUAAUAGCUAAUUACUGUAAUUAAUUAUGUAAGUUAAUUGUAAUAGUUAAUUAUAGUAAUUAAUUGGUACUAGUUGAUUGUAGGUAAUAGUUAAUUACAUUAAUUAAUUGUAUUAGUUAAUUGUAAUAGUUAAUUAUAGUAGGUAUAAUUAAUUCGUAUUAGUCGAUUGUAAUAAUUAAUUACAGUAAUUAAUUGUAUUAGUUAAUUAAGUAGUCAUAAAAGUUCAGUUAUAAAAAUCAAGAUUAAAAAAAAUUAUCGAAAAUAAAUGACGAUUGGAAUAAAUUGCGAAUAAUAAUUAUCAAUUUUGUUCAUACACUCGAUUCUGUUUGAGUAAUGUAAAGCGACAUUUUAUUUAAUUGAGAGCAAUUUGAAUUAUGAAAAAGAACUACUAACUUCUACUUCUUACUUUCGAGUGAAGUGAAAAUGAGGGUGAAAAACGUCUUGGAAAGUGCACUUUCAUGUUUCAGAAAAAUUAUGUUUCAUAUUUAAAAUUGCAAUACAACUUGCGAUGUUAAAAGCAAAAACUUUAGUAAAUUUUCAAACUGAAAAUAAGUUUCCUAUAUAAAAUAUAGGGAAACUUUUGAUAUUCAAUUUACAAUUUUCUUUUAAUUGCGCCCUUAUUUUG
Molecule: messenger RNA, 2425 nt
Organism: Leptopilina heterotoma
Lineage: Eukaryota; Metazoa; Arthropoda; Insecta; Hymenoptera; Figitidae
Product: esterase E4-like
Exons: 7
Coding region: 52-1776 (574 amino acids)
Molecular function (GO): hydrolase activity
Source: RefSeq, a predicted model, not a curated record